AUGUCUGACGAAGAAGAAAAUGUGUCUGAGGAGGAGGUAGAGGCCGAGGAGGAAGAAGCAGCAGAAGCUGUAGAGGAUGAAGAAGAAAAGCCUGAAGAAAAAGAGGAAGCCAAGCCUCCCGAAGGUGAGGGUGAAAAUGAAGAAGUCAAACUUCGCCGGGCCCCUCCGCAAGAGAAGGAAACUGAACCGGAAGAACUUACAGAGGCUGCGAAAGCAAUGCUAGCAGCAAAGAAACGACAUGAAGAAGAAGAAGCGGCAAAGAUGCAAGACUAUGAAGAAAAACGAAGAGCCGAAAGAGAACAAAUUGAACAAGAACUGCGAGAACUUCGCGAAAAGAGGGAACGUAGAAUGCAGGAACGUUUGGAGGAAGAGCGUGAAUUUGCUGAAAGAAUUCGUCUUGCUGAGGAAAGACGAAAACAGGAAGAGGAAUCUAGCAAGCAACGUAUUGAAGAGCAGAAACUGAAACGUGAAGAAGAGAAGAGAAAGCGUCAAGAAAUGAUUGCCGGUUCAUUAGGAGGUGUUAAAACAGAAGGAGGACCAAACUUUGUCAUCACCAAACGAAGAAAGGAUGAGUUUGGCAGCAUCAACAAGGCACAGGGUCCAUCAGAAGAAGAGAAACGAGAGGCCAAAGAGGCGUUUGUACAAAUGAUUACUCGACGUAAAAUGGAUGCAAGUAACAUGCUUGAGAACGACUUAAAAAAUCAGAUUAGAAUCUUACACCAACGCAUCUGCAAAUUAGAAGCCGAAAAAUAUGAUCUUGAAAAACGACAUGAACGUCAGGAAUACGACCUUAAAGAAUUGCAUGAAAGGGAGAAGCAAGUUGCACGUAACAAAGCCUUACAGAAAGGGUUGGAUCCAAAUGAAGCUGCGAGCUCUCCGCAUCCUCCUAAAGUUAAUGUGGCAUCUAAAUUUGAUCGACAGAUCGACAGACGUUCUUAUGGUGACAGAAGAACACUGUUUGAAAACCCAGUAGUCAAGAAACCGCCAAAGCUUGCUCGUGGUACCGCAAGACCUCCACCAGAAUGGGGAAGAACCGGAAACGAAGAGUUGGAGCUCCUUAGGAAAAUUCUUGAGCCACCAAAGUAUGUCGAACAGGUGAAAGCAGAAGGCGUUAAACCACCAAUAGAACCAAUACCUUUGGUACUACCAGAUCCUGAUGAAACUGAAGAUGAACCACCGGCAAAAGUAUAUUUUUACUGA
This is a messenger RNA of Enterobius vermicularis (human pinworm), 1200 nucleotides long. The record is from the annotation of a GenBank genome assembly. NCBI's taxonomy places the organism in Eukaryota, Metazoa, Nematoda, Chromadorea, Rhabditida, Oxyuridae.